GAUUCAUCGCCGAAGCUUCACCAACUAGGUCGAAAAAAUGAGUGAUACCGAGCUUUCGAGCGCCGUGACGAGUGCGCUGUUGGAGCUCUACCAGCGGCAAAAUAUACCCAUGGACUCGCAGCCGAUUGCAGGAGUUGGGGAGAAUGCCUACGGGCAGGUCCUUCGAGUGAGUUGGCCCACAAUGUCCGAAGCAGCGACCGUGAUAGUGAAAAUGGCGCCGAAGAACGAGGCUCGGAGAUCCCACAUGCACGUAGUGGACUACUAUGCCCGGGAGGUCUUCAUGUACCAGGAGGUAUUUCCCAUCUUCCGGCAGCUAUCACCGAAUCAAAGUGUGUUCACCGUAGUACCGGCCCUGCAGGCCAAUGGCUUGAAGGCACCCGAUGAGUUCCUGAUUUUCGAGGAUCUAUCUGGAAGUGGAUUUCGGCCAAAUUCCCGCAGCACCAUGCCCACCUUCGACAUCGUGAUGUGCUCCCUGAAAGCUCUGGCGGAACUCCACGCCUGCUCAUUCAUCUUACAGGAAAAAAAACCAGCAAAGUUCAGGGAGUUGGUGGAGUUCGUGAAAAAAGACAACUUAUUCACACCCAACAUUGAGGAGGUUACCAUUGAGUUUGGAAAGGCUCAGUUACGUAAGGCGCGGACUAUUCUAAAGGAAUCGGAUGGGGACCAAGCCGAAGUGGCUGCCAUAAAGGAAGUCCUGGAACGCUGUGAAAAACACUUGAAAUCCUUGGCCCUUCACUGCGUGGAUGGCAAAUCGCAGGCUCCACAUUCGGUCAUCUGUCACGGCGACUUCUGGAAUAAUAACAUUCUCUACCGACAUGAGUCCAAUAUUGGUCAACCCGUGGAGGCUAAACUCAUCGACUUCCAGAUGUCCCGCUAUGGACCGCCAGUACUUGAUAUAGUCCACUACCUCUUUGCCUGCACGGAGAAGCAAUUGCGGGAUGAUCACUUUCCCACCUUUAUGAAUGCUUACUACGAGACGCUGGACCAGAAAUUAACGGCUUGUGAUCUUCGUCUCGAAGAGAUAUAUCCACGCAGCAUCUUCAACCGACAGCUGCACCUCUACGGUGUUUACGGCUUAAUUAUGGGAGCCUUUUCCCUACCUUUUUUUAUUUCCAAUGCUAAUGAGGUCAUUGAUAUCGAUACCGUUUCCGAAGCUAUCCAGGAUCUUUCGUCAUCAUCAGAUGAACCCAAGUAUAAGGAGCUGAUCGAAGAAUUCGAAAUGCUUAACGCACGCACAUUGCCUAUUUUCAAGCGUCGAAUAACCGGUAUUGUCAAGGAUCUUAUCAAAUAUCAGAUGACAGAGCCGCUUUUUAAAAUUGAGUCCUAAACAAGUGCUACAGUAUUAUAUUCCGCAAAGAUACCAGAACAUUUUUCAUAUAAGGUAUGGAUAGAUUUAAAGUAGUAAAAUUCCAAACUAGACAAAACUCAAGCGUUUGCCAGUAUACAUAUGUGAUUUUCUUCAUAUUUAUUCAGGAAACUCUAAGAUUCUAAAAAUUCACAACUUAAAUUUAAAUCCGCAUAACAAAGGAUGACAACUAAAAUGUCUGCAAUUGGAUUUAUGUAAAUAAUGUUAAAACUAAAUAUUUACAAUUUCUUAAGUGUAGGUGAUGAUUACGGUUCCCUAACCACAUUCGGUAGCGAAACACAAUUUGAUUGUUUGCGGAGUUUUGGGGAUAAUGAUCCUGUUUAAAUAAAUCUUAGUUUGAACUUUUGCAAAAAGAAUGUUUUAAGCAAUUUAACAAAAUAAAAAUAAAAUUUUUUCAUACUAAUGAGUGUGGUACUACUCUUUUGUUUAGUACUCCAAAUUUUAAAUGUAUAUAUAUAUGAUAUAAUGCGCGGCUAUAGCUAAUUGUAUAGCUAUGUACAUGGCAUGCAUUAUGCACAGUCCAAGAAUAGACUUUAUCUUAAUGUUAAGGCCUACAUAGUACAAUAUGUGUCUUGCACUAAAACUAAGCAUUUGCGUGUCAUCUGUUAUAUAAUAAAGUAACAACUCAUUGAGUUUAUUGCAGCAAUA
Messenger RNA from Drosophila rhopaloa, 2014 nucleotides. RefSeq lists its product as uncharacterized. NCBI's taxonomy places the organism in Eukaryota, Metazoa, Arthropoda, Insecta, Diptera, Drosophilidae. The record is from RefSeq and is a predicted model, not a curated record. The transcript is spliced from 2 exons. Bases 38 to 1327 code for a protein of 429 amino acids.